Messenger RNA from Paramuricea clavata, 2775 nucleotides. The record is from the annotation of a GenBank genome assembly. NCBI's taxonomy places the organism in Eukaryota, Metazoa, Cnidaria, Anthozoa, Malacalcyonacea, Plexauridae.
GUUUGAGUGUUUGCGAAAAUGGUCAUGUAAAUGUUUGCAUUUUUCUACCAUUAUUUUUACAAAUUUAGUAUAUUCUGGGUCAUUUUGAAGCCAACGGAAUCUUUUUGGAACAUAAUAAAGCAAUGCCAAGCAAUGAAAUUACUUUACACUUCGUAAAAGGUGGUGAAUUUCAUGAUGGGAAAUCACUACAAGAUGUUUUUGUAAAGGUCAAAUCUAAGGAACUGGAUGUGGAACUUGUGUCAGGCAAAGAACUUUUGGAAAAGGGUGUCGAUGAAGACAAGACACUGUUUGUGACCGAUGAAUUUACUGGAGAUGUUUUUGAGUUGCUGCUUGCGCAUAAAAAGAGGAUUUUUGGACCAAUUUGUGUGCUACAAUGUCUUGAGAAUGAGGUGCCUUUACCAAAUAGAUUACACCCUGUGUACUGUCUGACUAUGUCUGGAGCAAUAGUGUCAUGCACCAACAUUGCAAGGCCCUUGCGGGAAAAACUUAAGCAACUUAUUGAACGCAUGAAUGGUGUUUUUGCAAGAGACUUAACAGAAGAGGUAACACAUCUGAUCGCUGGUGAAGUUGGCAGCGCCAAAUACGCUACUGCCGCUAAAUUGAAGAAGCCAAUUGUUCUGCCGUCAUGGGUUGAAGAGGCAUGGCAGCACAUGCAAAAUGAGCACCAGUUUGACGGUACGGAUGCAAAAUUUGUUGAUGAACAUCGUUGUCCAAUUUUGAAAGGAUGUUCAAUUUGUGUGAGUGGGCUAGAUGCAAGGCGAAGAGAGGAGAUUAAACGAUUGGUUGAGAAGCAUGGGGGUAUUUACCUAGCUGAUCUACAGUUGAAGCACACCACACAUUUAUUAAUCGAGAAACCCACUGGAAAGAAGUAUAAUUUUGCAUUACGUUGGAGUGUACAUUGUAUCCAGCCAGAUUGGUUAUAUGAUUGUAUUAACGCUGGUUGUUGGCUUGAUGAAAGGGAAUAUUUGGUGAUGCUAGAUAGUGAUUUAAACUCCACUAGUAAAAUCAAUGGAACACUUAGUGCAACGACAGUUGAUGCCACAAUGAAUAACACCACCAUCUCUAGUAGCGAGGUUUCAAGGAAGGCGGCACAAGCUGCUAAGCAAAGUGCCAAGAGUUACGGAAGUAAAGACCGAGCUAACGAAUCUCGUCAGCUAUCACUAACGACAAUCCAGACAUCUGGUUUGAGAAUGUUGCACAAAUCCAAACACACAGCCAAUAAAGAUGCAACAUGUGAUUAUAAUGUUCCAAUACCAUCAGGGGAUCAGUUCCUGGAUGGAUGUCGACUUUAUCUGACUGGUUUUAAUGAAGGGCAACUGGACUAUCUUCAGAAGAUCAUUAAUGCAGGUGGUGCAACAAGGUUUAAUCAGAUCAACCCUAGUGUGUCCCAUAUUGUUGUUGGGGAUAAACCAAUAAAAGAUAUUGAGAAAUUACUGAACUCCGAGUUUUCACCUCAUGUUGUUACAGUCCAGUGGUUGCUGCAGUCAUGUCGGCAUGUCAAAUGCUUGCCUGAACAGGGUAUGUAUUACACUAAGUUGAUCAACAUCGUAGGAUACUGUACAUGCUACACAUGCAUCAGGGCUUAAAAAAUAGGCGUAUGGAUGUACAAUUGUACACAGAAAUUAGCUUGGCGUAUGCCAAGAAUUUCAGAAAAGUACGAUUGUGUACACUUCCUACAACAGAGCUAAACCGUUACUCCUUUCUGUUUGCCUUAAAAUCCUUCAGACAAUGAACAAACAUUUGCCUCUGAAACAUUGAUCCAGAAACAUCGAAUUCACUGCUCGAAUCCUGGACCGCCAUCUUUGUUACGUCUUUUAAAUCCAGCAUUUCAAACGUAUUUCUGUACAGGAAUUUUAUAUGUAAACUAGCUAGUAUACAAAGUUGUACAUCAACAUUGAUUAAACAUACAGUACUUCAUACAGAGUGUACGACCUCGUACGGCAUUUCUGAUUUAUUUUUUAAUUUAAGCCCUGCAUGCAUCCCCAUUUACUUAUACCUCCUGUUUUUAAAAACAACAUUUAUAAUAUACAGGGUUCAAGUUUAGUAUUUCUGAAAUGGUGAAACAUAGUGAAAAAGUAAUUUUCCAAUAGUGGGUUUUAAAAUUAGUAAUUUUCCAAUAGUGGGUUUUAAAAUUAGUAAUUUUCCAAUAGUGGUUUUUUUUUAAAGAUUUGGGUGUUUUUUUAAAGAUACUUUUUAAAGAUACAAAAAUUUACUUUAGAGUACUACUGCUUUGAAUCAAAUGAUGUGUUCGAAGAGGCUGGAAAGUCAAAUGAGAAGAAUAAUGACAAAGAAAAGAAAGUUCCAGAGACAAGAGUUGAUAACGAGAAUGAUGAAAUUUUGAAACAAUAUUUAGUUGUGAUGCAAAACAAUAACCAACCAUCUACAGUUAAAGGUACAGUGUAUACAGUCAAAUUCUUUAAUUACAGUAAUCUCACAUAACUUUUGUCAUAAUAUUCCGAAUUUCGUUUCGACGUUUGCAAGUUUGUUGCAAUUAGUUUGAAGUUUGUAAGUUCACAAAACCAGUUUAUAAACUAAGCAUUUGAUUGGCUUCUUGCAAUUCAUGGACCAAUUAGAAGCUUUGUUUACAGACCAGCUUGCAAAUUUCAAUACUCAACUUUCAACUUCGAAACAGAUUUUGCAAACUUUCGAAUGAAUUUUGGAACAAUUUGGCAAACGUUUAGUGAAAUCAACUGUAACAGACACUUAGUGAAGUUCUCAAAUGACAUGCAAAAAUUUUUUUACCUUCAUGCAGCAGAGACCUCAAACAAGAUUUGA